GAUGCAUUCGUGAUUCUUCCUCCACAACGUCCGUAUGAAUCAUCGUGGCUGCACUCCAACCCACUCAAGAAUAUGACAGUAGCAGGCUACAUCAAAUCAUCUUUCCUAGCAUCCAUCAAAGCUCAAGACAGGCUGCAUGGUGACGUUGACAGGGAUCGAUUGUCCAGUCCUCUUUUGACCCAACGUCGCGCUUGAAGCUCGUGCCAUCCUGCGACGACGCGCAUUGCGAAUCGCUCCCAAGUUCAGGAAUGAUCUCUCAACGAGGGUUCGGUUUGCGAGCUCUGCUGGAUUCGUCAUCUAGUAGGGGACGGCCUGGCUGCACUUCUUGCCGUCAGCAGAGCAGCCUGCCCCCGCUCAUCACACAUCGAAAUCAAGCUUCUUCAAGCCACGAAUUGGGUGUGCGUGCAACUGUCGCGAAUCAAAGCAGUUGGGCAGCAGCGUCCGUCAACCGGCAUGCUUUUGCUGCCGCAAGAAGGCGGCUUCAUACGUCUACUAGCACAGCGAAUGAAGAUCCUUUGCUCAACUUUCAAGAUUCUCAAGCGGUGGACGAGGCAUACAUGCGGGCGAUAGAGGAGAAGGCGGCCAGAAAGGCGCAAUGGCGAAGGCAGAGCAGCUCCUCAUCCUUCAUCGACUCCCUUUCCCUUGAAGUCACUGCUGGUCUGGGUGGAGAUGGAUGCGUAGCAUUCUCUCGCGAGAAGUACGUCCCAUUCGGACCGCCUUCAGGCGGAGCUGGAGGGCCCGGUGGAGAUGUGUACGUGCGAGCAGUCUCGCAUCUAAGAUCUCUUGCGCGAGUGCCCUCUCGAGCGGAAGGAGGUGCAGGCGGGCAUGGAAGAGGAGAAUGGAUCGUCGGUAGCAAAGGCAAGGACAUUACCCUCAGCGUUCCGGUGGGCACUGUAGUCACUGUGGAAGGCAUUGAGGAUGACCCACUCGAGCCAAAGGACGAACUUAGGAUACUACGCUCAGAGUAUGAGCACGGUCUCAUGCGCAAGUAUGAACGCCGGUUUCAGCGCGUGUAUCAUCCCAGACGACCUCGACCACCACAAUUUGUGCCUCGUAGCGAGCCGGAUCACAACGAGAAGUCAGGCAGCGAAGACUUUCAUGUGUAUCUUGACAAAGGGGCUUCAACCGAACAGGAGACUGCUGAACAAAGUAGUCAGUCAGCCGAAAGAAGCAGUCUUGAAGAGGUAGCUGCGGAGGAGGAGGGUGCAUUCAACGGCUACAAACGGGAUAUUGAGAAGCGAGAAGUUAGCCCUGAGCGGGACCUGGAAGAGAGAUCGCGCGUCCUGCCGUUCCAUCAUGAUGUUGGCAAUCCGUUCCAACCUUCACGAGCUCCACAAGACUCGCAAGCUGCAGACCAGGCGGGACAUGAUGCCGACGAGAUCACGCCCGAGUACUACGACGAGACAACUUCUGAUAAGGGACUAGCGUCAAUGCCCCUGCCUGUGCCCGAAGAAGCUGAAGAUGGCGCAGCUCUGCUGUCUCCUCGCGAGCUCGAAGCUGCGCGGCAGGAGGAGGAAGAGAAGGCUUCCAUCGCUGCAGAAGAGAGGAUACGUCGUGAUGCUGCAUGGAGACAUCACCCCGGCUCGAUAAGUGGACAGAGCUCGCCAGGCACCGCAGCUGAUGUCAUCGAGGAGAGCGAAUCUGACGUUGCUUCUCUAAGGCAAUCAUUCAAGGCUGCAGAAGAGAGGCUGGCACUGGCGCUCUUGAAGCGCAGGUAUUCAGACACAAAGGAAGCAGCUUCGCAAUCGCGUCAGAUCUCGCCGCUCGGCUCGAAGAAUGCCAAGAAGAUCAUCAGAACUUAUGAUCUGGACGAACCUACCGCUGUCGAUUCUCCCGGGAUGCUGGUCGCACAAGGAGGUUUCGGCGGAUUUGGGAAUCCAUUCUUCCUCAGCACAGGAGCCAUCUCACGAUCUCCUAAAUUUGCCACCCGAGGCUCGCAUGGCGAACGGGUCCGGCUGUCUUUGGAGCUCAAAUGUCCUGCGGAUGUCGGGCUAGUAGGGCUGCCCAACGCGGGCAAGAGCACGUUACUGAGGGCGCUUACAAGCGCAGGCAGAUCUGGGGAUGCAAAUGCCAAGGUCGGCGGAUACGAGUUCACGACCCUCAGUCCAAACGUUGGCGUUCUGCGCCUUGCCCAUGAUGGAUCACUGCUAGGGACCGGCACGGGCAUUAUCGGCGAGUCAGAGCCCUUGGAAGAAGUGGCCAGGCUCACCAUUGCAGAUCUUCCUGGUCUGAUAUCUGGUGCAUCCGACAACAAAGGCCUAGGGCACCUGUUCCUGCGCCACGCCGAACGGUGCAGGGCCUUAGUGUACGUCGUCGAUGUCUCGGAGAAGAGUCCUGCGCCAUGGGAGGAGAUCGCCACAUUGCAACACGAGUUGGAAGCCUACUCGCCAGGCUUGAGCAACAGAUGCGCCAUCGUGGUCGCCAACAAAUGCGAUGCCCUC
Messenger RNA from Ceraceosorus guamensis, 2441 nucleotides. RefSeq lists its product as hypothetical. The transcript is spliced from 3 exons. Gene Ontology annotation, molecular function: GTPase activity; GTP binding. The annotation marks the transcript as partial. Gene Ontology annotation, cellular component: mitochondrion. The record is from RefSeq and is a predicted model, not a curated record. NCBI's taxonomy places the organism in Eukaryota, Fungi, Basidiomycota, Exobasidiomycetes, Ceraceosorales, Ceraceosoraceae.